Molecule: messenger RNA, 3057 nt
Organism: Aspergillus bombycis
Lineage: Eukaryota; Fungi; Ascomycota; Eurotiomycetes; Eurotiales; Aspergillaceae
Exons: 1
Coding region: 1-3057 (1018 amino acids)
Source: RefSeq, a predicted model, not a curated record
AUGUCCUCAGAAAACAGUAACGUCAGGCCAGCGAAGGAGGAGGAUGAUUUUAAAUAUAACCCUGAGCUCAACUACCCCAUGGUCAAGCUGGCUGACCUACCCGAGCCCCCCAAGAAUUGGCGAGUCUGUGGCCGAACAGCAGAAGAAGCUUCUAAAGCUCGAAAAGCAACCAGCGAGGAAGCUAAAAAGUGGGUUAGAUACCACAGUUGGGGCAUCGACAUGGGCGUGAAGGGCGACUUGACCAAUCUCAGAUGUUUCAAAGUCCUGUGGAAGCUCUUCUACUACCAGCAGGACAAACAUCGACCUCAAGAUUUCGACCAGAUAAAAGACUUUAAGACAAGAGAUGCUGGUCCUCGGCUGUUGCAAUGCUCGGUGGAUGUCCCUGAUCUCCUUCCCAUAAGCAGGUAUUACCCUCACCCACCCCCUGCCACCAGACUUCCGGCAGAAGGGUUCCACAGGCCUCUCGAUGCUCUAGUGAGCAGGCCAGAUAGUCACAUAGAACAGAUGCUGUAUCCAGUAUUUGGUGCCCCGAAGGAAAUCGACAAAUUUCCCGAAGAGAUCGAGACACCUACCGCUCAGACCACGGGCAAUAGCACGGGCAACAGAAACCAACACAAAAUGCGUCUUCCCAAAGCUAUGGCUCGAGCUGUGACGGAGGCCAUUGAACGCACUGUAAUGCAAUUCGCCUAUGACGAGCUCGCGCGAGAUUGCAGCGCUGUUGCUCAGGAUGGUCAGGUACACCUAACUGCGGUGGCGGAAGAAGAUCUACGGCAAGCCAAUAUCGGGUCCUUUCCCGCUACAUCCCAUGUGAAACUCGCUGUGGAUCUUGACAAUAACGAUAGACUAGUGUUCAGUGCGGACGGCGAUAAAUACCCUUACAGAGGCCGCGGACCCGUGUACCGCAACAAUUCUUCUGCCAUCGACAGUAUCGUUGUCGUCGGUAAGUUGCUCGACGCCGGAUCUACCGUACUGGACCGCAAAGAUCCCGAAUGGCGCAGGCGCUUCACCAAUGUGGAAAAGGCUUUUAUUGAAGCCACUGAUGUCAAUUGGGAUCUCUGCUCAAGAGGUGAUUCUCGAGAUCGUUUCUGGGCAGUGAUGGCAGCGGAGACCGAAAAUGUCGGAGUGGGUAUACAAUCUCCUCUCCUUGACAUGUGGAAUGUGUCAACAGAACACUUCAAUCAGUUCUUGUUCACAUAUGAUGAGCAGACUAUGUUCUGCUCCCCGUGCACGAACAGGACUACGAAUGCUGCGUACCAGAGCGCGACUGUGGCGCCGCCUACAUGCCCGGAAGACAUGAAGGGAGUAUCGAUGCAACAAUUGAUAUCCCGUUCAUUUGCAUCGGAAUACAUCAGCCGCUGCGGCAAAUGCCAAGAUAAAGCCGUGAAGUGUCGGAGAAUACUGCAUGGCCUACCGAUGCGCCUGACUGUAACUCUUGAUGGCAGUGUGCCCGUCAAGAAACACACCCGAGAUAUAUCCUUCGACUAUAUCACGAACAAUGGCCAACGAGGAACAGCAGCAUACCGCUGGCUAGGCGGGAUAUACUGUAAGGACGACCAUUACCGGGUCUACUGGAAUGACACUAAGCGAGGCGAAGUCGAUACAGGCCAAAUCCAGAUGUAUGACAGUGCCAUGCUUUCGGGCAUCAUUGUCGGAGGUAUCUCCCAAACACACAGGGACGACAAAGUACCCGAGGCUUGGUGGAAGAACAAGCCUGUGCCGCUCCUUGUAUAUGAACGUAUCAUGAAUCCAGAUGACGAGGUCCUCAAUGUGGCCUUGCACACGUUAGGUGACAUGGUCAAAGUCAGAAACCAGCAGAAAUUGCUCCUUCAGGGGCAUAUUUCCUGGACCCCCUCGGAUCCCUCAAGAGCGCCGGCGGGUUUUCCGUGGAGGCGACUCAUCGACCGAAAAGAAGAUCGCUUUCAUCUGGUCUCAGGUGCUUAUGACCCAAAAUGCCAAGACCAGAUAUCGACGGAGCCUUCAGGUAUUGAUCGCCAUACCAACAUUCCCGGCCCAUCCUCAGCUGGCCCGUCGAGGAUAGAUGACGGGUACUUGACGUCUUCAGCACCCACACCCGCCCCCGCACCACAACCGCAGCCUGAGAUAGGGAGAAUAUCGCCCUCGUUGUUUGAUGCUCCGACUGCUUCUAUGUUUGCCGAAAUAUCACCUCUCCUCGCACUUGCUAAGACCCCUUCAUUGUCGGGUCUAGAGUCUAUUAUAGAGGACACCGCGCUGAUCAAUGAACAACUCAACGGACUGCAUCAAGGACAUUAUAGCGCACAGAAUAACGUACAAAACAAUGCACAAUCUGGUACACAGUCCAGCUCGCAGCUUCAGGCGCAGUAUAACAUACAGCAGACUCCGCAGUCGAGUGGACAGCAACAUAGCCAGCUUCAUGGGCAAUACAACAACACACAGGCGAAUACGCAGCACCAGAAACCGUAUAACGCACCUCACGUUACACAGACUAAUACGCGGCAACCAAACGGUUAUAACGCACAGCAUCCGACGCAGUACAAUAGGCAAUAUAGUAUACAGCCAAGUACACAUCCUCACGAACCGCAUAGCACACUAAGCGAUACAUCAUUUGACCUACAGGACAUGAUACAUGACAGACUUCUGCAAGAUUGGACUACUGGAGGCAUCGACAACCUCGGUAAUACAGCGUUCGGUUUUCCAGAGCUCAACAGCGGUGUAUUUGUCCCACCAAAGCCGAAUCACGCUAACAGUACGAACAGCGCUCAAGCUCCCGUCGAGAAUAACUUCAACUAUUCUCAUCAGAACAGCAACCAUGGACCCUCAAUGCCACAGUAUAUUGAUCCUAGCGUCUUGACUGCAGCUCCGCAGAAUUCAUCAUCGCUACCACAGCAGGUUCAGCCGAGGCCUAUGGACGGUCGAAGGCCUCCGUCGCAAGUUGCACCUGCAGCGGGUGCUCGAUGGCACAGCCACAGGAAUGUAGUAGCUAGCCCCUACAUGUCAGCGAACCAGAUACCGCGAGGGCUAAAAAGAAAAAGGGCCAACGAGGCAGAAGCACGGCGGUAUCCGCCGAAUCUGCGUUGA